This is a messenger RNA of Didymella exigua CBS 183.55, 530 nucleotides long. RefSeq names its product 30S ribosomal protein S13. Gene Ontology annotation, biological process: translation. Gene Ontology annotation, cellular component: mitochondrion; small ribosomal subunit; ribosome. The transcript is spliced from 3 exons. Gene Ontology annotation, molecular function: structural constituent of ribosome; RNA binding. The coding region runs from base 48 to 425 and encodes 125 amino acids. Lineage: Eukaryota; Fungi; Ascomycota; Dothideomycetes; Pleosporales; Didymellaceae. The record is from RefSeq and is a predicted model, not a curated record.
CAGAACUUCAACACCACGCGAAUAGCUGCCUGAGGACUAUCGGCGCCAUGGUGUUUAUCAACGGUUUCAGUUUCACAGAGGCGACGCUCGUCAAACGCUCGCUCGAGAGCUUCUUUGGCAUUGGUCCCAAAGUUUCGCAGAAGAUCAUGGCCAGAUAUCACAUCCACCCUUGGGCUAAGGUUGGCGCGUUAAAAAACGCAACCGUCAUGGACCUCACAGCCGAACUAUCGACGAUGAAAAUCGAAAAUGACGCACGGCGCGAAGUACAGGACAACAUACGGAGGUUAAAGGACAUGGGUGCAUACAGGGGAAGGCGGCACGCUAUGGGUCUGCCUGUACGAGGACAGAGGACAAGAUCACAAAUCCUUACAGCGAGAAAGCUAAACAAGGUCGAGCGCGGAGGCUCUGGGCGAGUGCAGAUGUAAGGAGGUGGAACGUAUACCAGUGUAUGAUACUACUGUACGGGGGGGAUUCGAUGGCAUCAGCGAUACAAAUCAAAAGAGCCACAUUACGAACACCUCGAUAUCCAU